This is a messenger RNA of Triticum aestivum (bread wheat), 3909 nucleotides long. RefSeq lists its product as uncharacterized. Lineage: Eukaryota; Viridiplantae; Streptophyta; Magnoliopsida; Poales; Poaceae. The coding region runs from base 1402 to 2874 and encodes 490 amino acids. The record is from RefSeq and is a predicted model, not a curated record. The transcript is spliced from 2 exons.
AAAAUCCCUAGCGCAGCCGAUCCCCAUCGAGCCUGGCAUCUCCAUCUCUCUCCCCCUCACCGCUUCUUCUCCCACCUCCGGCCGCCGCCGCGGCCAGGCCAUCGUGGCGGCGCGCUUCCGCGACCUCGUUGCUCCACCAUCACCCGCGCCAUCCACCACCCACACCAUCAUCCAUCCAUCACAGCGCCAGCCACCAGUGCCCACCUCGCGCGACCUCUCCCUCCAGCCGGCGCGCCCGGCCAGACACACCGCCGCUGCUUCUUCUUCCCUUCUUCCCCGCUUCUCUGAAUCUCUGUCUGCUGCUCCUUCUCGCCCGCGCCCCUGCUGCUGCUCGUCUACAACUCUCCCUGCUGCUAUCCUUCUCCAAGCUCACCUCCUCUCUGAAUCCCUACUGCUGCUGCUCUUCUACUUUCCCCUACCACGCUGCUGUUCUGCUCCUUCUCCAUCUCCAAACUCCAAGUCGUUGCUGCUACUCCAUCUUCCUUUGCCCCGCUGCUCCUUCUCCCUCCUCUCAACGCCCCCUGCUACUGCUUCUUCUCUCUCAACCUCCUGCUGUUGCCUUCUCUCUCUCUCUCUCUGAAAUUCUGUAGUAUUGAGAGAUGUUCAAGACUUGUAAGGUUCAGAUUUGAAGAGUACAUGUAAACUGCUGUUUGCUCUGUUUAGUACUUGUAUAAUAUAGUGUAUGUUUUCUGGGAUCUGACUAGUUGAUGCAUCUAUACAAAUAAGUUCGUGAAUGUUAUAUUUGUCAACCGUGUGGUACAUGUAUGCUUGUCACUUGCACUGAAUUUACGUAAUUCCAGUUCAUGUAUCUGUUGUCACAGUGUCAUCCCUUUUCUGCAGAAAUAUAUUCAGUUUUGUAGUCCAUGUAUUAGCUCAAGUUCUUGUUUCUUCCCACUGUUCAUGUUAUAUAUAUAUAUGUUCUUGUCUUUUUAAUUUCCUAGCCGUAUGUUUUCUUGUGUUAGCAUUAAAUUCAUCGAGUAAUAUGGAAAUUGCCAAAAAGAGAGUAUAGAAAAUCUGAAUCUCUCUUUGCUUAUUUUGCAUUUUCUUUGGCGAUGAUCUUCAGGAACUACCCUGUUUAGUUUAGGUUUAUUUCCUUGCAAUCAUCAUCUGUAUUCUGUCACCUAGCUUUAGUCGAGCAUAGUCGUCGUCGCCUAGUCCCUGAGGAGAACACGACACUCGCAGUUUGGGCGUAAAAACCCCACUGUACCUACUAACGAUCAUUUUGGCGCCGUUGCUGGGGACUAGCGUCGAGCGUUUGUGUGAGGCUUUAGACUAGGUUUAGCUUGUUUCCUUUUGGUGCUUUAUAUAUUUGUGAUAUAUCUCUAACUCCUAACCCUUGUUCUAGUUUAUUUUCUCUUUGUUUUCUUUUCCUUUUUGCAGGUUAGAACCAUCUUCUCGGAUAUGGCUUACUAUUCAGAUCAUCAUGCUUAUGCGAGCAACACUACAAACAGCACGGAAAGUAUUCAAGAACUGAUAAGUAAGAUUUCCCAUCAAUUAGAUGAUUUAGCUCGGCAGCGAGAGGUUGUUUUUGAGGAUAGGCCUAGCUCUUAUGUUCCUUAUUCUAGAGGUCAUCCUUAUGUUGCUCCUACAUGCCAUAUUUGUGGAUUUCAGGGCCAUUCACCCGCUGAAUGUCAGCGUGGUUACUCUCACCCUCCCGAUUGUUAUGGCAUGAGCUUCGCCCCACAGCCUAGCUCAUACCAAAACAAUUACACACAUGGGUGGCCUGAAAACCAGAAUAUGUCAUAUAGGAGCAAUAACCCUGAGAUCUCAUCGUUUGCCUCUAGUUAUCCAAUGCAGGGAUUCAGGUACAAUGAGGAGAACCACAAAUAUGCUCCACAACAGAUUUAUUCACCUCCUACUCAUAUACCUCAAUACCAGGAGAUGUGUCCAAUGGAGUUAAAUGGUCCUCCAUUUGGUCAACCAACAACUCCAGCACCUUUCGAGCAAUCUCAUGUGCAAGUGCCCACACAAGAUGAAUUUGAUGAUAUAGAGAAGCUCACAUUGCUUAGUAUUGAGUUCACUUGGAGUGCCGAGGAUGAUCCUAUUAGGAAGGUUAUACUAGAUGAAAUGAAGAAGAUCAAGAGUGGAAAAGAGCUGGUGGAAGAAGUAAGGAAGAUUGAGAAGAACAUCAACGCUGGCAGCACUAUUUCUUCACAACUUGAGUUGAGUGUGGCUGAGAUAUCCAUGGAUACAUGUGAGGUUCCAACACCUUCACAUUUCGUUGAGCAAGUUAGCAAGUGCCUUGAGCAAGAGAUACCUCAGAUUGAAGAAGAUGAACUAGAAGACAAGGAACAAGAUGGUCAAGAGCUGCAAUUCCCAAGUGAUCAAGUUGAAGAUUCAUCAUCUAUUACUCCUGAAGAAGUGCAAGAAGCUGCUGUAGAUGAAGAUGAAGAACAUGAGAUUCAUUUGCCUAUUGUCAUACCAGAGCGUGAUGUGUCAGGUUUACUCAAUCCUCUUGAUUACAUGAUGCCUUGUGAUUUCUUUGCUACCACCUUGCAUUACAUGAUACCAUCACAUAAGAUUGAUUUGAAAACUCAUUUGCUUGGAUAUGAUGAUAUAUACCCUGUUAGUGGCAUUGCUCUCAUUUGUGAUGAUCACAAUUACUUUCCUCAUGCUAGUCUUGAGCUUAAUGAUAAAUGUCAUCCUCGUGUGAGUAUUGACCAUGCUGAUUUCUGCCAUCCUAAACAUGUGCUUUAUAGUUAUGCUUAUAUAAUUGGAUAUUCCAUUGAUGACUUGGAGGGCAUCGACCGUAUCACUUGUAGUUGUUUGUGUGAGUCCUAUUUCAGGCUUUUGCUACUGCACUGUUUACUACAUGCUGACCAGGUUCGAGGUGACAUUCCUUGGGAUCCUGGUGGAGUCAGAGCAUGGCGAUGAGGGGAGCACAAACAGGGAACACAAACAGAGAAGAGUGGAGAGAAGAAAGUAGGAGAGAAGAGUAUACAAAUACCAGAAAAGUGCGCAAAGGCACUAGUGUGGUCAAGACUUCUACUAUGUGGCUAACGAGAAGAGAGAAGGGCAUGAAAUAAAUACGUCAAGGCUUGAGCGUGAAGGAAAGAAGUAAUGUAGGGGAGCAAACUAAAAGAUGAGGAGGAUCUUCUUGGGAAGAAAGAAGAAAGGAGGAGGGCCAAAGUAAAAAAAAGAUAGAACAGAGGAGGGGAUCAAAAAUCCCUAGCGCAGCCGAUCCCCAUCGAGCCUGGCAUCUCCAUCUCUCUCCCCCUCACCACUUCUUCUCCCACCUCCGGCCGCCGCCGCGGCCAGGCCAUCGUGGUGGCGCGCUUCCGCGACCUCGUUGCUCCACUAUCACCCGCGCCAUCCACCACCCACACCAUCAUCCAUACAUCACAGCGCCAGCCACCAGUGCCCACCUCGCGCGACCUCUCCCUCCAGCCGGCGCGCCCGGCCAGACACACCGUCGUUGCUUCUUCUUCCCUUCUUCCCCGCUUCUCUGAAUCCCUGUCUGCUGCUCCUUCUCCCCCGCGCCCCUGCUGCUGCUCGUCUACAACUCUCCCUGCUGCUAUCCUUCUCCAAGCUCGCCUCCUCUCUGAAUCCCUACUGCUGCUGCUCUUCUACUUUCCCCUACCACGCUGCUGUUCUGCUCCUUCUCCAUCUCCAAACUCCAAGUCGUUGCUGCUACUCCAUCUUCCUUUGCCCCGCCGCUCCUUCUCCCUCCUCUCAAUGCCCCCUGCUACUGCUUCUUCUCUCUCAACCUCCUGCUGUUGCCUUCUCUCUCUCUCUCUGAAAUUAUGUAGUAUUGAGAGAUGUUCAAGACUUGUAAGGUUCAGAUUUGAAGAGUACAUGUAAACUGCUGUUUGCUCUGUUUAGUACUUGUAUAAUAUAGUGUAUGUUUUCUGGGAUCUGACUAGUUGAUGCAUCUAUACAAAAUAAGUUCGUGAAUGUUAUAUUUGUCAA